Vicia faba (fava bean) is the source of this 1140-nucleotide messenger RNA. Lineage: Eukaryota; Viridiplantae; Streptophyta; Magnoliopsida; Fabales; Fabaceae. The record is from the annotation of a GenBank genome assembly.
AUGAUCUCACAGUUCUUCGUCCUUUCACAGCGUGGCGAUAACAUCGUUUUCCGUGAUUAUCGCGGUGAGGUCCCAAAGGGAAGUUCAGAGAUAUUUUUCCGCAAAGUAAAAUUUUGGGAAGAUGGGGAACUGCAGGAGGCACCACCUGUCUUUAAUGUAGAUGGUGUAAAUUACUUUCAUGUGAAAGUUGUUGGCUUACUGUUUGUUGCAACUACAAGGGUUAAUAUAUCACCUUCCUUUGUCUUCGAGCUUUUACAAAGAAUUGCCCGUGUUAUUAAAGAUUACCUUGGGAUUCUCAAUGAAGACUCAUUACGGAAAAACUUUGUCCUGGUGUACGAGUUACUUGAUGAAGUUAUUGAUUUCGGUUAUGUGCAAACAACAUCUACAGAGUUGUUGAAGUCCUAUAUUUUCAAUGAGCCGCUUGUAAUUGAUGCAGCCCGACUGUCACCUCUUGGACCUGCUGCAAUCUUUUCACAGGGGACAAAAAGAAUGCCUGGAAUAGCUGUUACAAAAUCCGUUGUUGCAACAGAGCCUGGGGGUAGAAGGAGGGAGGAAAUCUUUGUAGAUAUAAUUGAGAAAAUCAGCAUUACUUUUAGCUCUAGUGGAUAUAUAUUGACUUCUGAGAUUGAUGGAACCAUACAAAUGAAAAGCUAUCUUACUGGCAAUCCUGAAAUUCGCUUGGCUCUUAAUGAAGACCUUUCCAUUGGAAGAGACCAGGGACCAGUUUCCGGUUAUAGGAGUUCCUCCGGAGGAGCAGUGGUAUUAGAUGACUGCAAUUUCCAUGAAUCUGUUCGUCUUGAUAGUUUUGAUACGAACAGAACUCUAUCCCUGAUACCGCCGGACGGUGAAUUUCCGGUCAUGAAUUAUCGUAUGACCCAGGCAUUUAAGCCUCCUUUCCGUAUCAAUGCUUUGAUUGAAGAGGCAGGGUCCCUGAAGGCAGAAGUACUUCUUAAAUUAAGUGCCGAGUUUGCCUCAAGUAUAACAGCAAACACUAUCAAAGUGCAGAUGCCAUUACCAAAAUAUACCACCAGGGGGCUUUCGCCCCAAAAGAAAAAAAACUACACAGCUAACCUAGGGAAAAUAGUCCCCGCAGCAUCCCUAUUUAUCAUAACUUUGAGAAAGUGCGGUGCAUCUUCUUGA